This is a messenger RNA of Phacochoerus africanus (Common warthog), 2375 nucleotides long. It is a transcript of the gene BKGD, whose product is annotated as chromosome 11 C11orf54 homolog. Gene Ontology annotation, molecular function: hydrolase activity, acting on ester bonds; zinc ion binding. The transcript is spliced from 9 exons. Bases 177 to 1124 code for a protein of 315 amino acids. Gene Ontology annotation, cellular component: nucleus. NCBI's taxonomy places the organism in Eukaryota, Metazoa, Chordata, Mammalia, Artiodactyla, Suidae. The record is from RefSeq and is a predicted model, not a curated record.
UGAGUUUUCUAACCCAGGGGAGGCGGACUUGACUGAGGCCAGGUCAGGCUUCUGGUGUACGCGUCCUUAACCGGUAAGAGCAGCAGCUGUUGAUGCUUGGUGCACUGUGAACUCUUGUGAUAAUUAGACAACAACUGCUUUACUUUGUAUAUCCUCGCACCUAAGGAAGAAAGAAGAUGGCUUGUGCUGAGUAUUCUUUUCAUGUGCCAAGUCUAGAGGAACUUGUUGGAGUUCUGCAGAAGGGGCUGAAAGAUAACUUUGCUGAUGUCCAGGUCUCUGUAGUUGAUUGCCCUGAUUUGACUAAGGAGCCAUUUACCUUUCCUGUAAAAGGCAUCUGUGGGAAACCUAGAAUUGCAGAAGUAGGAGGUGUGCCUUACCUACUGCCUCUUGUAAAUAAAAAAAAAGUUUAUGAUCUAAAUAAGAUUGCAAAAGAAAUUCAGCUUCCUGGAGCUUUUAUUCUUGGGGCAGGAGCAGGCCCGUUUCAGACUCUGGGAUUCAAUUCUGAGUUUAUGCCAGUUAUUCAAACAGAAUGUGAACACAAACCUCCUGUGAAUGGAAGUUACUUUGCUCGUGUUAACCCUGAAGAUGGAGGGUGCCUACUAGAGAAAUACAGUGAGAAAUACCAUGAUUUUGGGUGUGCAUUACUGGCUAAUCUUUUCGCCAGUGAGGGCCAACCUGGAAAGGUCAUUGAGGUAAAAGCCAAAAGAAGAACUGGAGAUCUUAACUUUGUGACUUGUAUGAGACAGACUCUUGAAAACCAUUAUGGAGAUAAGCCUGUAGGGAUGGGAGGUACUUUCAUGAUUCAGAAGGGAAAAGUGAAGACUCACAUUAUGCCUGCAGAAUUUUCUGUCUGCCCCUUGAACUCUGAUGAAGAGGUGAAUAACUGGUUGCGUUUUUAUGAGAUGAAGGCUCCUUUGGUUUGUUUGCCAGUUUUUGUCUCCAGGGACCCAGGGUUUGAUUUGCGGUUGGAGCACACUCAUUGUUUCAGUCACCAUGGAGAAGGUGGACACUACCACUAUGACACCACCCCAGAUACAGUGGAAUAUCUUGGAUACUUCUUACCUGCAGAGUUUCUCUAUCGCAUUGAUCAACCAAAAGAGACCCAUUUAUUUGGGCGAGAUUAAAUCAACUAAUACUCAUUUAGAAGAAGAAAUAAUUAACUAAGGUUAAUUGAUUGAUUACCUCAUUGAUACUAAUAUAAAAUUCAAUAGAAAUGAUCUAUCUCACUACUUGAGCCCUAUUUCUUAGGGCCACUCCCAUGGCAUAUGGAGGUUCCCAGGCUAGGGGUCCAAUUGGAGCCGUAGCCACCAGUCUACGUCACAGCCACAGCAACGAAGGAUCCAAGCCACGUCUGCAACCUACACCACAGCUCAUGGCAACGGCAUAUCCCUAACCCACUGAGCGAGGCCAGGGAUUGAACCCGCAUCCUCAUGAAUACUAAUCAGAUUCAUUCACAGCGGAACAAAUUUUUUUUGCCUUCGAAAUGAGAGGAAUGUUGACAAUGUGUUCUGUGUUAUUUCAAGGAUCUAUAUGAUAGGGAUUAUUGGGAACAAAGACACAUGAUGGAGAUGUUCCUCAUUAAUUUCUUUAUUCUAAAAAUCAGUCUUAUAUUUAUGCUUUAAAUAUAAACAGGAUCAAGAAUCAAGUGAGUAUUCCUACUGGCUAAUGGUAAUAACUUACAUUUGUGUAAUACUCAGUUUUUCAAAUUAGUCUCAGAACCCCUAAAUGGGUGUUCCUGGAUACUAGAAAGUUCAGUGUUGGAAAUGUAAACACUUGUUACUUCUUUCUACUGAAUUUUAAAAAUCCAUUUUAGAAGUCAGAGCACACUUUUCAUGGAAUAAGGUAGUCAGAGGGGGCAACUUCACUCCCUUUAGUGAACCUGAACCAUAUUCAGGAGUUUGCAAUUUGCCUUUCACAAAUAUUGGCAACUAGAUGGUUAGCCAUGAUUCCUCCCUUGUUUGGAUUGUCAACUGGAAGCAAUUUGUACCUCCUUGGUUAUUUACAGAUAGAGAAAAGAAACAGCAUCGAAAUACAGCUUUGAAGUGAGAAUGCUUUCAUUUAUAAGUGAGGCUAUUGCUAAAUAUGACUAACUGUCCUUCAUGAAAUAUAAAAUUAUACUCUUACUGAUUGUCCUGGUUGAAAUUUUCCUGUUUUUCUAUAAUAAUCAUUAGCCAAAACAAGUUUCUAAUCUUGUAAUGCCAACAGUGUGCAGAUUUAGGAGCUUUUUAGUACUAAGCAUAUAAUAAAUCUUCAGUAAAUAUUUUUGUCUUUGGAUGCUAACUAUAAUAUGUAUAAGGAGUAUAAAUUCUUAAGUAUUAUUUAAAAAUAAACACUAGUUUGUAGCAAAAAAUGAAUAAAAAUGUUACUUUCAUAAU